This is a messenger RNA of Lactuca saligna, 375 nucleotides long. Lineage: Eukaryota; Viridiplantae; Streptophyta; Magnoliopsida; Asterales; Asteraceae. The record is from the annotation of a GenBank genome assembly.
AUGUUGGGCAAGAAGAUUGGUUCCUUCAAAAAAUUAGCCAAAAAGGUCAAGGUUAAACGCACCCCGAAUAUAGAGCCAUCACACCAUGACUACUUGCUAAAGACAUAUGAAGAAGACGAAGGUUGCAAUGAACCCAAACCUGGUUUUUUUGCGAUUUAUGUAGGUAAUCAUGAGCCACGAAGAUUUGUUGUUCCUACUGAAUACCUUUCGCAUCCGUUGUUUAAAAUGUUGUUAGAGAAAUCUUAUGAUGAUGAAGAAUGGAAUAACCGGUUGGUGGUUCCAUGCAGUGUCACGGCUUUCCAAGAAGUGGUUAAUGCCGUUGAAUGUUCCAAUGGGAUGUUUGAUCUUGGUCAUCUGGUUGAAGAGCUCAUUUAG